AUGAGAUUAAUUCACAACAGAAAUUUACAACGAGGAAUUCUACAAUCUCUGUCUUAUGCAUUGACUGUCAGCUAUACAUUUUUCAAUUUUGCAAUCGGAUAUCGAUACGGAGUAUAUCUUGUGAACGCCAAUGUUACGAGUCCAUUCACUAUAUUUCAAGUAAUCGAGUCCUUGAAUUCAGCAUCUCCGUCUCUUCUCGCAUUUGGAACUUAUCUGCCGGAAUAUGUGAGGGCACGUGUCUCUGCUGGUCUUCUAUUCGAAAUGUUGAGAGAACGGCCACGAAUUGAUAACAGUUCGAUUGAACGUGGAAAAACAACAGCAAUAGUUGGUGCGAGUGGAUGCGGGAAGAGCACGGCAAUUAAACUUUUGGAGAGAUUUUACGAUCCUAUUGCGGGAAACAUCAAUUACGAUCGAGAGUGUUUGAGGGAUUUGAAUCUGAGAUACCUGAGAUCUCAGAUCUCUCUAGUAGGACAACAACCAACUCUUUUCAACUGUUCGAUAAGAGAAAACAUUGGUUACGGUCUUGAGAAAAUCACAGAAGACGAAAUCAUUGCAGCUGCUAAACAAGCCCAUGCACAUGAGUUUAUUAUCAAAAUGCCAGAGGGAUACGAUACUGUAGUUGGUGAGCCCGGUAACAAAUUGUCUGGUGGGCAAAAACAAAGGAUUGCAAUAGCUCGAGCAAUUGUCAGAAAGCCAAAAAUAUUGAUUCUGGAUGAGGCGACUAGUGCAUUGGAUGUGGAGAGCGCGGACACUGUUGCUGUCGUCAAAAACGGGAAAGUAAUUGAACAGGGAACUCAUCAAAAACUUCUGGCUCUUGGAGGAGAAUACGCGAAUUUCGUGCAGAAGACGUUGUUAUGA
Messenger RNA from Caenorhabditis remanei, 858 nucleotides. RefSeq lists its product as uncharacterized. Bases 1 to 858 code for a protein of 285 amino acids. Gene Ontology annotation, biological process: transmembrane transport. Gene Ontology annotation, molecular function: ATPase-coupled transmembrane transporter activity; ATP hydrolysis activity; ATP binding. The transcript is spliced from 5 exons. The record is from RefSeq and is a predicted model, not a curated record. Lineage: Eukaryota; Metazoa; Nematoda; Chromadorea; Rhabditida; Rhabditidae. Gene Ontology annotation, cellular component: membrane.